AUGAAUGUACGAGUACCCGUGUCGCCUGGCUGGUGGUACGGAGGGCAGAUGCGAGGCCAGAGGCUAGACUUGAAACGAACGACACAGUCAUAUAAUGAGGUCAUUAGUGCAGAAAGUCACACACAUGAAGUCUUAUGCAGAAUUCCUGCGACUAAUUUGCGAGCUCCUUUGGCAGCGGUGCGACGUAGUUUGCUCUUCAAACUCUCAGUGUCACCGCUAUUCAAUCUCUUCUCCGCGGCUCGGAUCGUCACUGGCCCCUGUACUGCUUCUUCAGGGGACAAUGGUACUUGUUACUCUUCUAACAUCUGCAAGAAUCUUGGAGGAGCUGCUUCCGGUACCUGUUCUGGUGGCUCCGGCACCUGCUGUGUCUUUCAACAAUCGUGUGGAGGGAUGACCUCACAGAACUGCACUUACUUCGUUAACACAAACUACCCAAAAUCCUACAACGACGUCGGUUCCUGUCAACUCACCGUCAACAAGAUCAGCAACAACAUUUGUCAACUCAGGCUAGACUUCGACACCUUCAUGAUAUCACAGCCAGAAACAGUGGACCAUCAGUGUAUCAACGACAGAUUCACAGUAUCAGGUGGUACACCUGUCCCAUCUAUUUGCGGUACCAACACCGGCAACCAGAUGUACGUUGACCUAGGCCCUGGAGCCACUACGCCCACCGUGUUGACCUUCAUCACUAUGGGUCCCGCCUUUGACCGCAAGUGGAAGGUGAAGGUUAGCCAGAUCCCCUGCAAUACUGAUUAUUCAGCACCUACGGACUGCCUGCAGUACCUGACGGGGGUGACUGGGCAGAUCAAGUCCUUCAACUACGACGUGAGCACAGGCUUGCAGCUCUCCAACCAAGAUUACACGAUAUGCAUCAGACCAGAGAAGAACUUCUGUGGCAUCCAGUACAUGGCUUGUUCUGACACAGUGAACACAAGCCCGCAGUCGUUCACCAUCACGGGCAGCACUGCCUCACCUGUGGGUAGUAUUGUUGGGGCUACCGAAUGCAGUAAGGACUGGUUAACUAUCCCAUGCGUCUCAGACAACUCGAGGAACCCGUCUUCCAACUGCCAGGACCGUUUGUGUGGUGACAACCUCAACGUCAUCGCCUCCACCACCGGAGGCAACGUGAGGGUGUACAGUUAUGUGAAGCCGUUCUUCCUGGUGUAUCAUACUGAUGCCACUGAGGGAAGCGCCAGUCCUCCAGAACUUAACAAUCGUGGCUUCUGUCUUAACUAUGUCCAGCAACCUUGCGUCUAGGGUCGUCACACCAGAGCAACACGAGGUAGGCGUCUAGCUCCUGGUGUAUUCUGAGUGUCAUACCGUCCCUCAUCUCCCGCUGUGACGAUAUAUAAUCAUGUAUACCUUUCAUUUUAUUUGAAAAAGCUCAUUCUAUGUUCAAAAUUAUUUAAGCUCUGCAACUCUGUGUACGUCCUUUAAAUUUUCGUUUUAUUGCUUUCACAUUUAUUAAAUAUAUACUACUAGUUAUCCCUUGUAGAUCUUCGUUAUUUACUAUGAAGGAAUUUUUAAAUCGGUUAACUUUAUUCAGGUUCCUUACACAAGUUUCCAUUUUUAUAAUUAUCUCGUAUAGUAACGAGUAUAUAACCUAGGAUAAUUAUUAUUGUAAUCAAAAAGAAGCGCUAAACCUACAAGUCAUACAGUGCUACCUAGGAUAAGAAUACAAUAUCUAUUUCUUUUAUUUAUUCGUGAGCUUCAUAAACAAGUAUUUAUAAAUGUGUAGGUAAAUUCGUAUCUAAUUACCUUUUGCAUAUAUUCAGAAUACAUAUAUAGGUGAACAGACGUUGUCGUGUACACUGAGUUAUUAUUCAUUGGGAAGCAAUUAAUUUUUUUAUCUACAUUUGGGGUUAAAACAAAAUUUACAAUGACUUUCUAUGAGGGUACACAUAUGUAAUGAGUACAUUAUGUAAAUUUAAUCCAGGAUAACCCAAUAAAGUAAAACAAUC
Messenger RNA from Cherax quadricarinatus, 1961 nucleotides. The record is from RefSeq and is a predicted model, not a curated record. NCBI's taxonomy places the organism in Eukaryota, Metazoa, Arthropoda, Malacostraca, Decapoda, Parastacidae.